AUGCGCCUGGCCCAGGUCCUGCUGGUGCUCCUCGCCACGGCCCUCCUCGGCAAUGCCCUCGCCAUCAGCUCCCCAGACACCGUCAUCAACUUCCUCAUGUUUGUCUGCGCCCUCAACUGGAUCGCCAUCCUCUGGGGCCUCGUCACCCACUUCAUCUCCAGCCUCGACAUGCCCAUCAUCUCCAUGGCCCUCGACGGUCUUGCGGCUCUCUUCACCUUUAUCGGCGCCGUCGUCAUCUCGGCCAAGCUCACUGCCGUCAACUGCAGCAACCUCAGCGGCUUUCCCAGCGAUUACGUCGCCUUCGGCUCCGGCGACAACGAGAAGAAGUGCCGUGAGCUGCAAGCCGGCACUGUCUUCUUGUGGUUCCUCCUCCCGCUCCUCUGCGCCACCCUCUUUCUCGCCUUCCGCGAGUUCCGACGCGGCGGCUCGGUUGUCAGCCGGCCCAGCAUGUCCCAGAUCGGCGUGUAG
Molecule: messenger RNA, 468 nt
Organism: Microdochium trichocladiopsis
Lineage: Eukaryota; Fungi; Ascomycota; Sordariomycetes; Xylariales; Microdochiaceae
Product: marvel domain-containing protein
Exons: 2
Coding region: 1-468 (155 amino acids)
Biological process (GO): protein localization to plasma membrane; eisosome assembly
Cellular component (GO): plasma membrane; eisosome
Source: RefSeq, a predicted model, not a curated record